AUGCCUGAACAAGUCGACAACGCCGCCCUCCUCAAAGACGCCGACACCUGCCUGUUGAAAUAUGGCUCCAAAUUCCUACCCGAGGUAGUCACUCGGACGGAGAACAUCUACUUCUGGACGGCAUCAGGCAAAAAGGUACUGGACUGGACGUCGGGUCAAAUGUCCUGUUUGAUCGGACAUGGACACCCUGAAAUCGUCGAGACUAUUACCAAGCAUGCUAUCGGGCUUGACCAUGUGUAUAGUAGCAUGGUAUCUCCGCCCGUCAUCGAGUUGGGGAUGCAGUUGACCAAAGCCCUGCCGGAGGGACUAGACAAAGCCAUAUUCUUAAGCACAGGUAGCGAAAGCAACGAGUGUGCUAUCAAGUUGGCAAAGGUCGUCACGGGGAAGUUUGAGAUUGUUGGUUUGGCGGCCAGUUGGCACGGUAUGACGUUCGGGUCAAAUGGGGCUCAGUAUUGGAAUGGCAGGGCAGGAUAUGGACCAACGAUGCCGGGAAACCUCAUGCUACCGGCUCCGGACGCGUAUCGCUCGAUCUUCCGUCAUCCAGACGGCUCGUACGAUUGGAAAACGGAGUUGGAUUACGGUUGGUCUCUGGUUGACAAACAAUCCUGUGGAUCGCUGGCCGCCGUAAUCAUGGAGCCGGUGUUGUCCUCCGGAGGCAUGAUAACGCUACCGGAUGGAUAUAUGAAAGCUAUGAAAGCUCAUUGUGAAGCACGAGGGAUGUUGUUGAUCGUUGACGAGGCCCAAACUGGCAUGGGACGUUGCGGCGACCUCAUAGCCUCAAACUAUCAUGGAGUCGUCCCGGAUAUCCUGACCCUGAGUAAGACUUUGGGUAACGGUCUCCCGCUAGCCGCAACAAUAACCAGUAACAGGAUAGCAGGUCUGGCGGACGCUGCUGACUUCCUGUUCUAUACCACCCAUGUUAACGAUCCCUUACCUGCCGCAGUUGGCCUCAAAGUACUUCAGAUUAUCCAGCGAGAUAACCUGGUAGAAAGGGCAGCAGUUCUUGGAAAGCUGUUGCAUGCAGGACUGGAACGUCUCAUGUCUCGAUAUGGCUGUAUUGGCAUCGUACGUGGUCGUGGAUUAAUGGCCGGAGUCGAGAUUGUUUCGGACCGUGAGACCAAGAAGGCAGAUACCGAUCUGGGCAGACGACUUUCCGAACGUGCUUUCGAGCUGGGCGUUUCCGCUAUGCUGUCCUCGCAAGGUAGCUUCUAUGGCUGCCUGAGGAUUGCGCCCCCAAUUGUGAUAACUCAGCAGCAGCUGGAGGACGGGCUAAGCAUCCUUGAAGAGGCAUUCCGGACUACAGAGGGUUCAAAGCCAUUGUAUCAAGGUUAA
Nannizzia gypsea CBS 118893 is the source of this 1332-nucleotide messenger RNA. Its product is annotated as 2,2-dialkylglycine decarboxylase. NCBI's taxonomy places the organism in Eukaryota, Fungi, Ascomycota, Eurotiomycetes, Onygenales, Arthrodermataceae. Bases 1 to 1332 code for a protein of 443 amino acids. Gene Ontology annotation, cellular component: mitochondrion. Gene Ontology annotation, molecular function: pyridoxal phosphate binding; transaminase activity. The transcript is spliced from 2 exons. The record is from RefSeq and is a predicted model, not a curated record.